AUGGGAUAUCAUAUAUUGGAUGGUGGUUUAGGUACAAGUAUUGAAUUUUUUUAUAACACACAUGAUGAUGAUCAAAAAUAUAUUGAUUAUGGGUUUUUUUCAUUUAAUCUUGCUGUUAAUAAAAAAUGGCUUCAAUUAGCUAAUAUUCAUAUGCAAUUUUUAAAAAAUUAUUCAAGUACAUUAUAUACAUCACAUUAUCAAGCAUCAAUUCCUAGAUUAUAUAAAAAAAUAAAAAAUUUAAAUGAAAUUUGGUAUUUAUUAAAAAUUAGUUAUGAAAUUCCAAAAAGUAUUAUGCAAUUAUAUAAUAAAAAUACAAAAAACAAUUUAUCAUUACCAAGUGUUAUUAUAAGUUGUGGACCAAUAGCAACAUUUUUUCAGAAUAAAAGUGAAUAUUUAAGUAAGAAUUGUCAUCCAUUAUAUAAAAAUAAUAUAUUUCAAAAAAAUGUUGUUGAGAUGUAUUAUAAAAUACAAGUACAAUCAUUAUUAUCUUUAUCAUCAGAAUGUAUAAUGUUUGAAACUUUUACAUUAUAUGAUGAAAUUGAGAGUUUAAUUAAUGUAUUAGAUUCUUUAUUAAAAAAUCAUAUAGCAAAUUUUUGUUUAGGAUUAUCUAUUACAUGUAAAAAUGAAAAAUUUACUUAUGGUGAUUGUAAUAUUAUUGACAUAUUUAGACUUGUUAAAAAAUCUAAUAAAUUUAAAUAUUUUGGUAUUAAUUGUACUAAUCCAAAUUAUAUUUCUGGAAUAUUAAAUAGUUUGAAAUCCUUAAAUAGUUUAGAUCAUUACUUAGAAAUUAUUAUUAAAAGUAAUAAGGGUGAUAUUAUAUAUGAAGAUGGUGUUCCACAUAUUAUCAAUGAUGCAAAAUUAUUUUAUGAUUAUGCUGAUGAAUGGGAAAAAAUAAUGCCAAUUACAGGUAUUGGAGGAUGUUGUGGUGUUCUACCAGAAGAUAUUAAUAAAUUAUAUAAAAUAAAACAUAAAUAUGAUACAGUUAUUGAAACUCAAAGUUCGAUUAAAAAUGAUGAUCUUAAAUUUUUGAUAGAAAAAGUUAUUGAUGAUUCAGAGGCAUUCUGUACAAGCAAACAUUUGGGUAUAGAAAAAAAAGAUUUGGAAAAAUUUUUUGAAUUAAUAAAAUAUUGUAAUUUAGAGUAA
Strongyloides ratti is the source of this 1143-nucleotide messenger RNA. Its product is annotated as Homocysteine S-methyltransferase domain-containing protein. The transcript has 2 exons. The record is from RefSeq and is a predicted model, not a curated record. Gene Ontology annotation, molecular function: S-adenosylmethionine-homocysteine S-methyltransferase activity. Gene Ontology annotation, biological process: S-methylmethionine cycle. Lineage: Eukaryota; Metazoa; Nematoda; Chromadorea; Rhabditida; Strongyloididae. The coding region runs from base 1 to 1143 and encodes 380 amino acids.